ACAGCCAGUGCCAUAUGACAGCGUUUCUAUGGUAACAAAGUUGUAAACACGAUUUCCCCAGUGCCUUGAAGUGAAGCUAACCUAGUUAGCCUAUACGUAUCCCAUUCAUUCUUAACAGUUAAAUUGUAGUAUUCUAAACAAUGCCCAAGAAGAAAGGAAAAAAUGGAAAGAAAAGUAAAGGAAAAGGAAAGAAAGAAGGCAAACACGAGUCAAAAGUCGAUAAAGAGUCUGACAUUGAGAAGGCAAAGGCCAAUGCUGCUCUUUGGGAAGCCAGGCUGGAUGUCACCGAACACUCGCGCGUGGAGUACCGUGAAGCUACCCGCAGGUUGGCACGAGCCAAUGAAGAGCUCACUAACCAGCAGUAUCGUGCAGAGAAAGACACAGUUGACAUAAUUGCCUUCUUGAAGAGGAAAGAUGCUGAGAAAGAAGAAAAGAUUACAAGGCUAGAGGGACAACUUAAAAGUAAAAAAAAACAAGCCCUUGAAGAAAAUGAACAACUGGUUGCAGAAUACACUCUUAAAAUCAAUGAGCUGGAGGAGAAGUUUGAGAAGAGAUCCAAUGAGUUCAGGAUGAUCCAGGGUGAACUGAAGACUAUCAAGGAGUUUCGGAAAAAGAAAGCCCAGAUGGAGCAGGAGCUCAAUAGUAUUAAAGAAAGCAUGUACAUUGCAGACAGAGAGCACAAGGAAAGCCUAGCUAGAAUGGAGCACAAAUUCUUCAGUGAAAAGGUUCGCCUAGAGAAAGAGGCCGAGCAGAGGAUCGCCCAGCUGGCUGAGAGGGCCCACAAUGAAGCCAUAGUUCAGUUGGAUGAUGCAUCACGUUCAGUGUUCAAGGAGAACGUUCGUCUCAGCGAGGCUCUCAGCUGCCAUAUGAAGGAGGUAGAUGACCUGAGGAAGAUGACUGUGUCAUUGGCUGAGGAAAACACCUCGCUGGCACUGCAUAAGGAGACCAGUGAGCUGAUGAUGAAGGAGAAUGUGUCCCAGGUAAGGGCCCAGAAUGAGGAGAUAGCAGAGCUUAGGGGGAAGGUGGGGACCUUGGAGCAGGCCCUGGGGCUCAUGGUGGGGGAGUUUGAGAGAGACAAGGUGGAGACGCAGAACCGAGCCCUGGUCAGCACCCAGGCCGGCCAGGUGGAGCUGGAUAAGCUGCAGAAGCUGCUGGCCAUGAGGGAGAAGGAGAUGGGGCGAGUGAAGCGGCUGGCACGCAGCAUCGUGGAGCAGCGCACAGAGCUGGAGUGCUUCUUUCAGGAGGCUUUGAGCCAGGUGAGGCAAAAGAUCCAGGCUAGCCGGUUGCAGUACAGGCAGGAGGCCCUGGAGGCCUACCGCAGGAGGAUGAGUGAGGCUCGGUCAGGCAAACAGGAGUACCCCCGCAUCCGCACCUUCCACAAAACCCCUCACAGCACCAACAGUGUCUAUACCGACCUGGAAGAGGCAGAGAAGUGGAACAAUCUCCAGAGCAACAAGGUUGACAUCUCUGAACUCACAUGGGAGCAGAAGGAGAAAGUUCUUAGACUGCUGUUUGCCAAAAUGAACGGACAGAAAGUAAGCAGGAAACUGAGUCAACCUUUGGCGUUGUCUGCGUCCCCAGAGAGGAACCAGAACGACAUUGAUCCCGGAAUUACAGAGGAGCCGUCCCAUGUGACCUUCAUCACCCAGGCGCCUGUGUCCAACCUGCCCUCGAACCCCAGCGCCCUGCCGGAUAUCCAGACCACAUGACCUAUCCCUGCAGUGUUAAUCGGUCUGAGAAAUGUGCUGGUCCAAAUGAAGUGUCUCCAGAAUUAUGUGAAAAA
Salmo salar (Atlantic salmon) is the source of this 1783-nucleotide messenger RNA. RefSeq names its product basal body-orientation factor 1. The record is from RefSeq and is a predicted model, not a curated record. NCBI's taxonomy places the organism in Eukaryota, Metazoa, Chordata, Actinopteri, Salmoniformes, Salmonidae.